This is a messenger RNA of Papilio polytes (common Mormon), 2269 nucleotides long. RefSeq lists its product as uncharacterized. The transcript has 3 exons. The coding region runs from base 173 to 1384 and encodes 403 amino acids. NCBI's taxonomy places the organism in Eukaryota, Metazoa, Arthropoda, Insecta, Lepidoptera, Papilionidae. The record is from RefSeq and is a predicted model, not a curated record.
AUCAUUAGACUUUGUCAAUACAAGUAAAAUACGCUCGUUUAUACUGUUAACGCGAUAUUUUCGCAUGUGCAGAAGCAGGAAUUGUUAAGAGUAUACUUUAAUGACAAUAAAAAACAAAAUGAUGUCAAUGGGAUUCAAUUAUAUCAGAAGAGGAAGAUAUUAAUGUAAGAAAAUGGCAACUGCCGAGAAUUAUUGUGAGCCAGAAGGCCCAAUUAUUGAAUUAUUAAAAACACUUGCCUCUCGUGAUUUAAAAGAAAUGGCCAUCAUAUCAGACUCUAAACUGAUUGAAAUAUUAAAAAAAGACUUCUAUAUGGAUACAACAGUAUUACACAAGUUCGAAAUGGAUGUGUAUGUCAAUGUUUUAAAGGAACAUAUAAAAAAAUGGCCAGGAUGGGAUAAUUGUGAUCGAAAUAUCAAUAGAAUAAAAACUAUAAAAGACAAAGCGGCUGUUGCAAUGAUUUUAAAAAAGGAAUAUGUUAAAUUAAAAGAGUAUUUACAGCAUUUAUUAAAUGUAACACAGGAACUGGCCGCUGAUAAAGUUUCAGAAUUAAAAGAAAAGGAGAAUUUGAAAAAAGAACAAAUAGUGAUGGAAGUGUUCGCAUCACGACAACAAAUGAAUAAUCUAUUCUAUCGAUAUCCUGUACGAAAUAAUAUAUUCAAUAUAAAUGUUAAAAGACGGAAACUAAAUAUGCAAAAUACUACUCUAAAAUCUAUUUUAAAUUGGUAUGGUGUAGAAAUAACAAUAAAAGUACCAAUGAAUGACAAAUGGCUUGUUUUUGAACGUCGUAAUUCGCACAAAUUACGACACGCAUUAAUGAAUAAGAAAUUAAGUUUUAAUAUGCAUAAAAAUAUAAAAUUAGACCAGAAUGCUUUAGUGAAGUUGCCAGAACAUUCCAUAAAAAUAUUAAAAUCGCAGAUGUUAAAAAUUUUUGACAAAGCUAUUUAUGAAAAUCCAGAUUAUAAAUAUAUAUUACCUAUCAUAGAGUAUGAUUUAGUUAAACUACCUAAAACAUUAAAUAUUCCUUUUAGUUUAAGAAGAUAUACAAGUAAAUAUAGUUUUAUAAGAUAUUUAUAUAGUGAUGUGCCAUUAGAAGAUAAUUUAAUGAAAUAUGAUAUACAAUUAGAGGAAAUAAUAUCACCUAUGUGUGAAUUUAAUAUAGAUUUUUCAGAUUUAAAUGAUUCCUUUACUUUAGAUAAUCCUAUUAAAGUUAUUUGUACGGAAUGUGAUGUGACGUUUACAAACGAUUUUAUGUCGGAACUUUUGAAUCAUUUUAAGAAUAAACAUUAUGAAGACCCAGAUUGGAUUUGUAUGAAUUGUAAAAAGGUAUGUCCAGUUAAAUCAUUAACGAAUUCUGGUUGGAAUCAUGCAUGUGAAUUGGUCUAGUUGUCGCCAUUUAGUCGAAAUUCAACAUUGUCUUACAAGUAUUAUAAAUGCGGUCGCCAUUUAGUCGAAAUUCAACAUUGUCUUACUAGUAUUAUAAAUGAGGUCGCCAUUUAGUCGAAAUUCAACAUUGUCUUACUAAUAUUAUAAGUGAGGUCGCCAUUUAGUCGAAAUUCAACAUUGUCUUACUAAUAUUAUAAAUGCGGUCGCCAUUUAGUCGAAAUUCAACAUUGUCUGAAUUAGGCCUCCGGCACCUCACUUAUCAGAGUUUGCGCGUAAUUUCUCCCACUUGACGCUUGUCUUCUGUGUGGUCGUGGUAUUGAAGCGAGCCCCAGAGUGGGGAAAAUGUUAAAGCGGGCUAUACCACUAAAAAUGGAUGGAUGUUUUUUACUCUGUAUAAGAUAAGACAGUUAACAGAUCUCAAUUUUGUCAGACGUCGAGUAGACAAUACUGUAAAAACACAUAGAAUGCUAAGUUUUUUUUUAAAACUCUACGCAAACAAGGCCGCGGCUAAAAGCUAUGAUAUAUGUAAUAACUUAUUCUGUAAUUAGCCUCUUCAGUACAUUUUUACUUUUUAUAGUUUUUUUUAAAUUAGUAUUCAUGUAAUAUUAUUUUAAAUUUUAUUCUUUUUGUAAACAUUUUACCAGUCUUCAAUAAAUUCUCAUAAUGUUUGGGAGGACAUUUCCCCUUCCUAUGCAUCUCCACCAUCAAAUCCACUUUAACUUCCCAUCCUUCCCUCAUAAGAAAAGGAUGGAAAGGUAAAGGGAUUAUAAUUAGGCCUCUGGCACCUCAUCUGACUCUCACUCAUCAGACUCAUCAGACUGUACGUGGAAUUGCUUCCACUUCACGCUUGUUUUCUGUAUGGUCGUGGUAUUAUUGGGGGCGAGC